Camelina sativa (false flax) is the source of this 750-nucleotide messenger RNA. Lineage: Eukaryota; Viridiplantae; Streptophyta; Magnoliopsida; Brassicales; Brassicaceae. The record is from RefSeq and is a predicted model, not a curated record.
AUGUCACAGGAGUUUGAGAUGAGUAUGGUGGGAGAGCUGAAAUACUUCCUGGGUUUGCAAGUAGAACAAUCAGCUGAUGGGAUCUUUGUGUCUCAAAGCACCUAUGCCAAAGAAUUGGUACAGCGGUUUGGUUUAGGGAAGAGUAAAGAAGCUAAGGUACCUAUGGGAGUCAAUGACAAGCUUUCAAAGGAUGAGGAAGGAGAGGAUGUGGAUGAACGACUAUAUAGAGGUAUGAUUGGAAGCUUGCUCUACCUGACAGCAAGUAGGCCUGACAUUUGUCUGUCAGUGGGGAUAUGUGCACGGUGCCAGGCCAAGCCCAAGAUGUCCCACUUACUAGCAGUCAAGAAGAUCAUCAAAUACGUCAAGAGGACAGUGAACUUUGGUAUUUCCUUCACCAAUGAUACCAACACCAGUCUGAGCGGAUCCUACGAUGCUGAUUGGGCAGGUUCUGUGGAUGAUCGUCGAAGUACAAGCGGGGGAUGCUUCUUUAUGGGCAACAACCUAAUUUCAUGGCACAGCAAGAAGAAGAACAGUGUCUCACUAUCAACCGCUGAGGCUGAAUACAUUGCUUUGGGCAGCUGUUGUGCACAGCCCCUGUGGAUGCGUCAAAUGUCCUCUGACUAUGGAACUGGAGCUAGAACAGAUCAUAGAAAUCCUGGAAUAUAUAGAAGAUCAACAUCUGAAAGAGUGUGGGAAAUAGCUGCCUGUCAUGCCGGUCUGUCCAUCUUGUUAAACGUUGUCAUGAUUUAA